Molecule: messenger RNA, 1846 nt
Organism: Calliphora vicina (urban bluebottle blowfly)
Lineage: Eukaryota; Metazoa; Arthropoda; Insecta; Diptera; Calliphoridae
Product: cilia- and flagella-associated protein 45
Exons: 1
Coding region: 150-1748 (532 amino acids)
Source: RefSeq, a predicted model, not a curated record
UAAAAGAUUGUUCGAUACUAUUGGAAGAAUAACUCACUUGGUUAUUUGGCAACCAACAGUUCAUAUUUAUUAACAAAACUGAUUCGUAAUAAAAUAAACAUACAUAUUUUGUAUUUUUACAAGAUUUUCUAUCAAAUAUUCUGUACAAAAUGCCCUGCUUUUCGGCCUGCAAUAGACGUUCUUAUCAACAACUAACAGAAAAUCCAGUUACUAGAGCUAAAACUGCAGCCCGUUCCAGUUCUUAUGGUGGUUCUGAGACACAAUUGCCCAGUUAUGCUUGCAAGAAGCAAACACCACUACGUCAGAGCAAUGAGGCGUUUAUAGCCUUGACACGAAAUGUCAAGAGAAAUCGUUUCAAGGUAGAGAGAAAAGUGGCUCUGCCUGUCCAGGAGUUUAAUCGAUUGAAAACUGCAGCCAAAGUAAUGACUGUAGAAGAUCGUUUGGAUGCUCUUAUGCUUAGGGAACAGGAAAUGAAACGUUUAGAAGAGGAAGCGGAACGUACCAAACAAUAUUUCAAGGAAAUCGAUGAGGCUCGCAAGAAAGCCGAAGGUGAGAGAAUUAGUGAUGUGGAAGGCGAAGAGGCUAAUGAACAGCUUAAGGUAUUGGAAAGAGCUUUUCUGGCCAAACACGAGCAGGAAGAGGAAGUGAAAAAAGCCAAUCGCAUAAUACUAGAUGCUAAAUGUCAUGCUGUACGUGAUGCCCAGGUGCAAGAGAAAUACGAGCUGCAAAAGGAAUUAAGAAAGGACGAACAACGUUUGGAGAAACAAGUCAUCGAUCGAGCUAAGAAGGCUUUAAGCGAAGAGGAUGCCAAAUAUGAGCGUCUGCAUGAACAGAAACAGAAAUAUGCCCAUGAGAUAAAGAAACAAUUGAAUGAGCGUGAAGAUCUUCGUUUUUUGGAAGCCGAGCGCAUAGAGGAAGAGGCCAUUAGGUUGCGUAAAGCCAAUGAAGUAAUCAAACGGGACGAAGAACGUCAGGCUAAAUUGGCCAAAGAGAGACGCUUGAAAUAUCGUGAUGACUUGGCAAAAGUAGUGGAAAUGUCCACCACUUUUCGCCGUAUGCUGUGCGAACAAGAGCGAGAGGCUGAAAUGAGAAUAGCUGCCUAUAUGAGAGCCAAAGAAGAACGCAUGAAUGCUUUGCAGGCCCAGCAGAAGCUAGCCAAAGAAGAGCUGCAACGCAAGCAGCAACGUAUUUAUAAUUUGGCGGAAAAAAUUCUACAAUCCAAAUCGGACCGUGAGGAAAUGUCCUAUCUAAGAGAACAGGAGAGAAUUGAACGGGAAUAUCGCCGUAAAGAAAAGGAGGCUGCUAUGCGUAAAAAACAAAUUGAAAAAGAAUUAGCCGAGGCUCGUGAUCGUCAAAUGCAAGAAACCAAACAUCGCCAGGCUCUACAAAUCGCCAGGGCCGAACAAGAAUUCAACACUCUCAUUGAUAGUCUUAAGGAAGCCGAAAACAAGCAAAAGCGUGAGGAUGAGCAGAGGGAACGUCAUCGCAAAUGCUAUCGUCGUGAUAUUAUUCAACAGAUGGGUGACAAUGAAAUGAAACGCCGCAAUUUGCAAGAUUUGGAAAAGAGUCAAGCUUCGGCAUGGCGUGAAAGUGAACGUCAACGUGAUGCAAAUAUACGAGCUGUUAUAACGGCCAAAUUGAAUGCUAUGCGUGAGGCUUGUUUGCCGGAUAAAUACAUAAAGGAUGUGGAAAAACAAUUGUCCAGAAUUGUGGGCAAACCUAAAGCUCAACCCAAGCUCAUUUCAUAAAGGCAGCAGUUUUUUUUUAAGUCAAGAUUUCUUUCUAUAAUUUUUGUCAAAUUUAAGGGCAGACUUUUGUUUGUAAUGGCUCCAGUUGGAAUAAAUGA